AUGUCAAAAGCCCUACGCCUCGCCAUGAGUUUAUCACGUUCUUAUCCAUGGGUAGCCAAUCCCUUCAUCGUCAGCGCCCCAAUGCGCGUGAUGUCAGGUCCCGCCUUGGCUGUGGCCGUGUCGCGCGCCGGAGGUCUAGGCUUUCUCGGACCAGCUGUGAAAACACAAGAUAUGCUUGUCGAUCUUGAGAAGGUGUCAACAUUAGUCGACGAGGCUCGUAAGUCCUCAUCCGCCUUUUCCUCUUCGACCAAUGUACUUCCUAUUGGUGUCGGAUUCCAGCUCUGGAGCGAUGACCUCGCCACUGCCGUUUCCGGUAUCAAGAAGUUCAAGCCAUGUGCUGCAUGGCUCUUCGCCCCGAAAGGUGAGGCAAAGGGACUCUUGAAGGGAUCCGAGCGACCCGAUGUAAUUGUUGUCCAGGGAUCAGAAGCCGGUGGUCAUGGUCGACAUAAGGAUGGACUCGGACUGAUGACGCUCCUCCCGGAAGUUGUCGACGCGUUGGCUGGUAGUCAGAUCCCUAUCUUUGCGGCGGGAGGUAUUGCCGAUGGGCGAGGAGCUGCAGCGGUACUUUGUCUGGGUGCUGAUGGUGUUGUCAUGGGAACGCGGUUUUUGGCCUCCGAGGAGGCGCGUAUUAGUCGCGGGUAUCAGGGUGAAAUUGUGCGAGCUACUGAUGGUGCGGCUUCCACGACGCGGACGUUACUUUAUAAUCAUCUUCGUGGUACGAUGGGCUGGCCUGAGCCGUAUAUGCCGCGUACUAUUAUCAACAAGAGUUUCAUUGAGCAUCAGGCUGGCCGGUCGUUUGAUGAGCUCAAGGUGGAGCAUGAUCAGGCUCUGAAGGCUGGUGAUGCUGGUUGGGGUCCCGAGGGAAGGCUGGCUACUUAUGCUGGUGCGUCCAUUGGCUUGAUUCAUAAUGUUAAGGAUGCUGCGACUAUCGUGCAUGAUGUUCGGGAGCAGCUUAUAAUAUUAGGCAACGUGUAUUUUCCCAUUACUUACUCCUAUUUGUGUACCACCAAACACCUUCGAUUGGGGGGAAAAAUGCAGAACUCAGUCUUCGAAACCGCAGCCAGCGCAGUCCAGGCACGGAAUCGCAUCCGCAGCCACAUCUACCAAACACCACUCAUUCCAUCCAGAGUGCAAGGCAAAUCCCAUGGCGCAAAAGUCCUAUUCAAAGCGGAGAACUUCCAAUUGACGGGAUCAUUCAAGAUCCGAGGCGCAAUGUCCAAGAUGUCCGGCCAACCUGCGAAUGGACGAUUAAUAACCGCCUCGUCGGGCAACCAUGGCAUAGGCGCCGCAUGUGCCGCGCAAGCGCUCUCUAAAGAUCUCACUGUUGUCCUCCCAGAAUCGGUGGUGCCUGCGAAAUUAGAGAAGAUCAAGUCCUACGGGGUGAAUGUUAUUCUGCAUGGUGCUGAAACGGGUCUUGCUGAACAAUAUGCUCAGCGGCUUGCUGUUUCGGAUUCGUAUACUUAUAUUUCGCCAUACAAUGACCCGGAUAUUGUUGCCGGGCAGGGGACUAUUGGGUUAGAGAUUCUCGAACAGUGUGAAGAGGUGGAUAACGUUUUCGUGUCUAUGGGUGGUGGGGGGUUGAUUAGCGGUAUUGGGGCUGUCGUGAAAGCGUUAAGUCCGCGUACGAAGGUUUAUGGUGUUUCUGCGAUUAAUUCGAAAGCUCUCGCCGAGUCCAUGGCUGCAGGUCAUGUAGUAGAGACGGAACAUAAGGACACCCUAGCUGAUGCUGUUGCUGGCGGCAUCGAUACGGAUACAAUCACCCUCCCGUUGGCAAUGUCUGUGGUGGAUCGCGUCGUUGAAUGUGAUGAGGAUGAGAUUAAAGCGGCUAUGAAGGCUAUGGCAUUUGAUGAAAAUAUGAAUGUCGAAGGCUCUGCCGCUCUUGCUUUGGCUGGCUUCAAUAAAGUUGCACAACAGCUCGCCAACCAAACUAGCGUCAUUGUCUUGUGCGGUGCGAACUUUGACCAAACUGUCUUCAAGAGUGUGGUUCUGGAUCUUUAA
This is a messenger RNA of Aspergillus caelatus, 1998 nucleotides long. Its product is annotated as tryptophan synthase beta subunit-like PLP-dependent enzyme. The record is from RefSeq and is a predicted model, not a curated record. The transcript is spliced from 4 exons. Lineage: Eukaryota; Fungi; Ascomycota; Eurotiomycetes; Eurotiales; Aspergillaceae. Gene Ontology annotation, molecular function: nitronate monooxygenase activity; pyridoxal phosphate binding; threonine deaminase activity. Gene Ontology annotation, biological process: L-threonine catabolic process; L-serine catabolic process. Bases 1 to 1998 code for a protein of 665 amino acids.